Molecule: messenger RNA, 4272 nt
Organism: Amphimedon queenslandica
Lineage: Eukaryota; Metazoa; Porifera; Demospongiae; Haplosclerida; Niphatidae
Product: splicing factor 3B subunit 1-like
Biological process (GO): spliceosomal complex assembly
Molecular function (GO): mRNA binding
Source: RefSeq, a predicted model, not a curated record
AAUUUACGGAGAUACGACUGACCCACGUUGAAAUCAAACGAAAUCAAACCUCUUUUGUAACUUUUCUUCUCCUUUAUCUUCUUCAUUCCUUCUCUGAAACUUACCUCUUAAACAAUGUCUAUUCCUGUCACUCACGAAGAAAUAGAUCAAGAGAUUGAAAGGUUCCAAGCCAAGAGACAGAGGAUUGAACAAGAGCUGAAUGGCCAGCAGCAAAGCAGCAAGAUUGGUUUUGGUUCUCAAGGACAUUUCGACAAGGACUUAUAUGCACCAGCUGGGAGCAAGUACGAGGGAUUUGUGACUUCAAUUGGCACCAAUGAUGAUGAGGAUGAAGAUGAUUCUGGCACUACUCCAGCCCACACACAGUAUCAUGCUACUGAAGACCUCAUCCAAGAAGCUGCUACAGCUGGAGAAGAUUAUUCGUAUGAUCCAAUGAAAGAUUAUCAGAAGAAGAAGAUAUACGACCGCCAUGAUGAGUACCACAUGAGACAGAUGCGUCACAUGAUCAUAUCCCCGGCCAGACCAGACCCUUUUCUUGAAGGGGGAAAAACUCCAGACCCAAAAGCUAGGACAUACACUGAUGUCAUGAGAGAACAAUCAUUAAAGAAACAAGAGUUUCAAGUGAGAGGGAAGAUUGCUGAAAUGAAAGAGAGUGGUACAUUACCAGCAGCUGCCUCUACUAGUAGGAAGAGACGGUGGGACAAGCAAUCAACGGAGGAGGAUCAGUCUAGCAAGAAGUCGGCCUGGGACCAGGAGACCACACCCUCUCAGUCUCGCUGGGACGAGACCCCGGGGCAAUUGAAGGGGAGUGAAACACCUGGAGCAACACCUUCCACUCGCAUGUGGGACGCCACACCCAGUUACACCCCUGCUGCUGGAUCCACCACUCCUGCUACUCCAGGAAGGCGGAGUCGAUGGGGUGAAACCCCUCGCUGGGGGGAAACCCCUCGUGCCGAUGGUAGUGAGACCCCUGGACGUGGGGGCACUUCUGGUUGGGGCGAGACUCCUCGUGCCGAUAGAUCAGGGGGCGGGGGUAUUCUGGACACGCCCAGUAGCAGCAAGAGGAGGUCACGCUGGGACGAGACACCAGUCAGCCAGCGUCAAGGGGGUGGGGUCACACCUCAGAUGACCACGCCCUCUGUGAUGGGAGCAACUCCUAAUUUUUCAGGGAAAACUCCGGCUGGAAUGAUGGCUAUGGGAAUGCAGACACCAUCAGCUGCUCAAUUAAGUUCAAUGACUCCAGAGCAGGUCCAGGCCUGGCGAUGGGAGAAAGAGCUUGAUGAGCGGAACCGCCCACUCUCUGACGAUGAACUGGAUAUUCUCUUCCCUCAGGAAGGAUACAAGAUAUUGGCCCCUCCCUCUGGGUACCAGCCUAUCCGUACACCGGCUCGUAAACUGACUGCCACUCCCACUCCAAUGGGCAUGAGUGGAUUUCAUUUUCAAGUGGAGGAAAAUAAAGUGACAGUGGUUGAGUCCCUCCAGCCCUCCGGUGCUAACAUGCCUUUCAUGAAAGUUGAAGACACUCAAUAUUUCAGUAAACUCUUGGAGGACAUUGAUGAGGAGGCACUCCCUGCAGAGGAACAGAAGGAGAGAGAGAUCAUGAGAAUGCUCCUCAAGAUUAAGAACGGGACCCCUCCGAUGAGAAAGUCUGCCCUGAGGAAGAUUACAGACAGGGCUAGGGAAUUUGGUGCUGAUGCUUUGUUCAAUCAGAUACUGCCUUUACUAAUGUCACCCACUCUUGAAGACCAGGAGCGUCAUUUGCUAGUCAAAGUUAUCGAUCGUGUUCUCUACAUGGAUGAUCUUGUUAGACCUUAUGUCCACAAGAUUCUUGUUGUCAUUGAGCCCCUAUUGAUCGAUGAGGAUUACUAUGCUCGUGUGGAGGGAAGAGAGAUCAUCAGUAAUCUUGCUAAAGCUGCUGGUCUUGCUACAAUGAUAUCAACCAUGAGGCCAGACAUUGAUAACAUGGACGAAUACGUCAGGAACACGACAGCAAGAGCAUUUGCUGUAGUAGCUUCUGCCCUAGGUAUACCCUCUCUCCUUCCUUUCCUCAAAGCCGUCUGUCGGAGUAAGAAAUCCUGGCAGGCCAGGCACACCGGUAUCAAGAUCAUCCAGCAGAUUGCUAUACUAAUGGGGUGUGCUGUCCUUCCUCACCUUCGCUCACUGGUUGAGAUAAUAGAGAAUGGACUGAAGGACGAACAGCAGAAAGUGAGGACCAUUACUGCUCUUGGCAUUGCUGCACUGGCUGAGGCUGCCACUCCUUACGGUAUUGAGUCUUUUGACUCUGUUCUAGUACCACUGUGGACUGGCAUAUGGAAUCAUCAAGGAAAGGGUCUUGCUGCUUUCUUAAAGGCCAUUGGUUAUCUUAUCCCAUUGAUGGACUCUGAAAUGGCCUUUAGGUACACACAGGAGGUGAUGGUUAUACUGAUCAGACAGUUCCAGAGUCCUGAUGAGGAAAUGAAGAAGAUUGUGUUAAAAGUAGUGAAGCAGGUGUGUACUACUGAUGGUGUUGAGAUCCAUUACAUCAGGGAGGAAGUCCUACCUCAUUAUUUCAAACAUUUCUGGAAUCAACGAAUGGCAAUGGACAGGAGGAACUUUCGCCAAUUGGUAGAUACUACUGUGGAGAUUGCUAAUAAAGUGGGAGGGGCAGAAAUUGUCAGUCGGAUUGCUGACGAUCUAAAGGACGACAACGAGCCGUUUCGUAAGAUGGUCAUGGAUUGCCUUGAAAAGGUUAUGAAUAAUUUAGGAGCUGCUGACAUUGACUCAAGACUUGAAGAACAACUGAUUGAUGGAAUACUCUAUGCCUUUCAAGAACAGACCAAUGAAGAUGUAGUCAUGUUGAAUGGUUUUGGUGUUGUAGUCAAUUCCCUUGGUAUGAGGGUUAAGCCGUACUUGCCUCAGAUUUGUGGGACGAUUCUCUGGAGGCUCAACAACAAGGCGGCUAAAGUCAGACAGCAGGCAGCUGACCUUAUAUCAAGGAUUGCUAGCAUCAUGCACACCUGUGGAGAGGAGAAACUCUUGGGUCAUUUGGGUGUUGUGCUUUAUGAGUAUCUCGGUGAAGAGUAUCCUGAAGUGCUAGGCAGUAUACUGGGAGGAUUAAAAGCAAUCGUUAAUGUUAUUGGUAUGACGAGGAUGACUCCACCCAUCAAAGAUCUACUACCACGCCUCACCCCUAUACUAAAAAACAGACAUGAAAAGGUUCAAGAGAACUGUAUUGACCUUGUUGGUAGGAUUGCUGACAGAGGGGCUGAGUUCGUACCUGCUAAGGAGUGGAUGAGGAUUUGUUUUGAAUUACUGGAGCUACUCAAAGCACACAAGAAAGCUAUUAGACGUGCCACAGUCAACACUUUUGGCUACAUUGCUAAGGCCAUUGGCCCUCAAGAUGUUUUGGCAACUUUACUCAAUAACCUCAAGGUGCAAGAGCGUCAGAAUCGUGUCUGUACAACGGUAGCCAUUGCCAUAGUUGCUGAGACUUGUGCCCCGUUCACUGUCCUCCCUGCCCUCAUGAACGAGUAUCGUGUCCCUGAGCUCAACGUUCAAAAUGGCGUCCUCAAGUCCUUGUCAUUUCUAUUUGAGUACAUCGGAGAGAUGGGAAAGGACUACAUAUAUGCUGUGACACCAUUACUUGAAGAUGCUCUAAUGGACAGGGAUCUGGUCCAUAGACAGACAGCCUGCUGGGCAGUGAAACACAUGGCACUGGGUGUCUAUGGGUUUGGAUGCGAGGAUGCUCUUGUUCACCUCAUGAACUGUGUCUGGCCUAAUAUAUUUGAGACUGCUCCACACAUGAUGCAGUCCUUCCAUGAUGCAACUGACGGUAUGAGAGUCUCCAUUGGUCCCGUGAGGGUCCUGCUAUACACACUACAGGGCUUGUUUCAUCCUGCUCGCAGGGUCAGAGAGGUCUAUUGGAAGGUGUAUAAUAAUCUGUACAUUGGCUCACAGGACUCUCUUGUAUCAGGCUAUCCUAGGAUUCUAAAUGAUGAACGAAAUCAUUAUGUUCGUGAUGAAUUGGAUAUAUUCCUCUGAAUUCAGCUUUCUCAUUGUUCUCGUAUAACUUUCUAUACUGAUACAAUAUACUGUACAGCCUUGUGCUUUUACCCACCUGGAAAUAUUCUCACGGAACACUUUCAGUGUGGAAAUUCAUUUUUUCUGCAAUGCUGCACUACCACAAGUACUUACCACUAAUGUGUAUUGUUGUUGUUAUUGUUGUUGUUUAUUUGAUGAUGAUAAGUUAAUUUAUUAUUAUUUGCAUUUUGGUGUGUCAGCAGAGUUCUCUUUAAA